AUGGAUGAUGAGACUCUUGACGAGCUCGGUGAGGAUUUCCUCGAAGAUCUUCCAGAUGGAGCUCUGCCCGUUCACCACGAUGGUGCUGCGCCUUCCCUUACUGACGGUGCUCAGCCGCCCUCGUUGGGCGAACCAGCAGCAAAAAAGCUAUGCAGCAAAGGGCAAUCCUCGGAUGCUGGUACUUCUUCCGUCGCCACCGCGACGCACUCGGCGCCUCCUCCGAUCUCUCACGCGAGCUACUCCAAUAUCUCUGCGCCGCUCCUACUCCAGUCGCUGACGCGCAAUACGCAAUCGACGGUGGACGUCAUCUUUUCCGAGUCCCCCGCGGAGGAGGUUCGUGCCGCGGUUCUCGCCCGCAUCUCGUCCCUGAUCAAUGGACAGACCUUCAACAUCGUCAUUCCCUCUCUCGAGUCGGCUGCUAGUGAGGCCCUGAGGCUGCGGCGCUGUACCUACUCCAGACACUCCUACUCGUGGCCGUCCGCUAAUGAUGCACGUAUCUUUCGUGGUCUGUUUCUGAUUUCGGUUUGCCUGCCUAACAAUCGUGCGAUGGAGGUUAAGGUUUUCAAUGAUCCCAAUCAGGACUUCACGCUGGCCCGUGCUAGGGGCGACACCCACCUGGUACUUCAUAACGUACUACUCGGCUACUCCCCUGAACGCAUGCGCGCCACUCUGCUGGCGGGCAGGACCGAGUCCACACUCCCAUGGCUCGCCGAUCUUCGUGUAUUCCAUCGGCUCAAGGACCCGUAUGACGAGUCCGCCUACUCCCAACUGCUCGGCAUCCCAGUGGCUGCUGAUGGCGAUGCUGGCUUUGAUCGGAUUCAUGUUCUUCAGGGAGUUAACGGUACCCCCUUCACUCAUCCUAUAGACCCUUGCCUUGUGAAUUUAUGCCUGUCUGUUUUCUCCUUCCUUUUAAUGCUCUAUAUUCGUGAUCUUGUCCACAUCCCUCGUCCCAAUGGCUCCACUUUGCGGUUUCGCACUCCACCCCCUGGUCUGUGCUCCCGACCCUUUCACGCCCUCUCUCUUUUUGUCUCUAUGCCACUUCGCCCUAUGGACUACCCUCUCCUCAGGGCGUCUGAUUGGCCAGCAGCCCACCCCCGCGGCAUUCAAGGAGCCCGGGCUCCUGCUCAUUAG
Molecule: messenger RNA, 1131 nt
Organism: Closterium sp. Yama58-4
Lineage: Eukaryota; Viridiplantae; Streptophyta; Zygnematophyceae; Desmidiales; Closteriaceae
Source: the annotation of a GenBank genome assembly